AUGCCUUAGAUAAUGGUCUAGGCAGAAAACCUCCUAUGGGUUGAAAUCCCUAGAAUAUAUAUGGCUGCAAAAUCAAUGAAAAUAUCAUCAAAUAAACAGCUGAUGUUUUGGUCUCAACAGGAUUAGCAGCAGCAGGAUACACUUUCUUAAAUUUAGAUGAUUGUUGGUAAUCAACUAGAGAUUCUGUUACAAAAAAGAUUAUUGCUGAUCCAGCUAAAUUUCCAUCUGGUAUUCCUUCAUUGAUCUAAUAUGUACAUUCAAAGGGAUUUAAAUUUGGAUUAUAUUCAGAUGCUGUAAUUUUAUACUAAUAUUACUCAGGGCAUGUAAACAUGUGAAGGCAAACCAGGUUCAUUAGGAUAUGAAGAACUUGAUGCAGAAACCUAUGCUGAAUGGGAUAUUGAUUACUUGAAGUAUGAUAAUUGUCCUACUGAUGGUACUUCUCCAAAGGUAAGAUCCUCCAAUGUCUGCUGCUUUAAUGAAAUAAUCAAAGAAGAUCUAUUUUUCAAUUUGUGAAUGGGGUUUAGAGAAACCUUGGUUAUGGGCACCUCCUAUUGCUAAUUCAUGGAGAACUACAGGAGAUAUUUCAGAUCAUUGGUAUUCUUUUAUUGGUAAUUAUAUAUUUUCUAUGAUUAAGCCAUUUUGGAAGAAUAUGCUUAUUUGGCAUAAUAUGCUGGACCAGGAUAGUGGAAUGAUCCAGAUAUGUUAGAGGUUGGUAAUGGUGGAAUGAAAACUCAUGAAUAUUAUCUCAUUUUGCUUUAUGGGCAAUUUUNUAUCUGA
Molecule: messenger RNA, 777 nt
Organism: Paramecium pentaurelia
Lineage: Eukaryota; Ciliophora; Oligohymenophorea; Peniculida; Parameciidae
Source: the annotation of a GenBank genome assembly